Molecule: messenger RNA, 1475 nt
Organism: Telopea speciosissima
Lineage: Eukaryota; Viridiplantae; Streptophyta; Magnoliopsida; Proteales; Proteaceae
Product: UDP-glycosyltransferase 708G1-like
Exons: 1
Coding region: 66-1475 (469 amino acids)
Molecular function (GO): UDP-glycosyltransferase activity
Source: RefSeq, a predicted model, not a curated record
CCUCUAAACUACCCAAUACAAAUCUUCAAUUAAUCCACUGUUCGAGAGUAGCUCCACCAGAAAUAAUGGCAGAUUCCGAUGACAUUCAAACCCAUCCUCACAUAGCUUUACUCCCAAGUUCCGGCAUGGGUCAUCUCGUACCCUUCGUACGCCUCGCUGCUACCCUUGCUGCCCACAACUGCCGAGUCACUUUCAUCACCACUCACCCAACCGUCUCUCUCUCUGAGUCACGCCUCGUCGCUCGCCUACUGUCGGCUUUCCCUCAUGCGGUCACUCCAAAAGAGUUCCAUCUCCUCCCACUCGACCCAUCUACCGCGAACUCCAAAGACCCUUUCUUCCUUCAAUUCGAAGCCAUCCGCCGCUCUGCCCACCUCCUCUCUCCUCUCCUCACUUUCUCUUCUCAUUCUAAUCAUCUUCUCUCUGCUCUCGUCACCGACGUCACCUUAGCCUCAGCCAUCAUCCCAAUCACCCAGGAUCUUCAUAUCCCUAAUUACAUCCUCUUCACUUCCUCCGCCAAAAUGUUCUCUGUCUUUGCCUAUUUUCCUGCCCUAGUUGGAGAUACUCUUAGUGAUGAAAUCAACAUUCCCGGCUUACCGCCUCUACCCAAAACAUGGCUCUCACCGCUUCUUCUAGAUCAGACUAAUCUCUUCACAAUCCAGUUCAUUGAAAACGGUGAAGCACUCGUGAAAUCAGACGGGAUUCUCAUCAAUACGUUCGAGUUUCUGGAGCCUGAGACGGUGGCGGCGCUGAACGAGGGCAAGGUAAUAAAUGGGCUACCGCCGGUGAUACCGAUCGGUCCACUGGUCCCGUGCGAGUGCGAGCCGGAGCGAGGUGAAUCAUCACUAGUAGAAUGGCUGGAUGGGAGGGAGAAGGGUUCGGUCGUGUUCGUGAGCUUUGGGAGUCGGACGGCGAUGUCGAGGGAGCAAAUCCGGCAGGUUGGUGAAGGAUUGGUGAGGAGUGGGUGUGGGUUCGUGUGGGUGGUGAAGGACAAGAAGGUGGACAGGGAAGAGGAAGAGGGAGUGGAAGAAGUGGUGGGUGGGGAGUUGAUGGAAAGGAUUCUCAAGGAUGGGAAGGGGGUGGUGGUGAAGAAGUGGGUCGACCAGGAGGCCAUACUGAGUCACGGGGCGGUGGGUGGGUUUGUGAGUCACUGCGGGUGGAACUCGGUGAUGGAGGCAGCGUGGCAUGGGGUGAGGUUGUUGGCGUGGCCGCAGGGUGGGGACCAGAGGAUAAACGCAGAGGUGGUGGAGAGGAGUGAGCUUGGGGUGUGGGUUAUGAGUUGGGGAUGGGGAGGUAUUGGGAAGGUGGUAAAGGCCGAGGAGAUAGAGGAGAGGGUGAGGGAGAUGAUGGGGAAUGAGCAGCUUAGGGUGCAGGCGGCGCAGGUUAGUGAUGAGGCGAGGAAAGCUGUUGGAUUAUGUGGGAGUUCUCAGAGAGGAUUGACGGGCUUGUUGGAGAAGUUGCAGCACACCAUUAAUUAA